AUGGUGGCCGAUGCCCUCGCGGCCAUUCUUGACAAAGCCAAAUCGGCCGGCCACAUUCACGGCGUGGUCCCACACCUUGUAGGAGGGGGGGUCUCCCUCCUACAAUAUGCCGAUGACACCAUAAUAAUGGUUGAGGGCUCCGAGUCCGAUAUUGCCAACCUGAAGUUCCUCCUCCUCUGCUUCCAACGGAUGUCCGGUCUGACCAUCAACUUUGAUAAGAGCGAGGUGAUGGUGCUGGGAUACCCACCGGUGGAGGCCCAGGGCAUUGCGGACCGGCUUAAUUGCCGCUUGGGUUCUUUCCCCACGACCUAUCUGGGGAUCCCCAUUAGUGACUCUCGCCUCACCGUAGCGGACCUCCGCCCUUCCGAAAUCUGGGCUCAUAUACAUUCUCUGCUGUCCCUGCGAGAUGCUGCACGUGCUGCCUGCGUGUCACACUUGUUUCAACGUUCCUGGAAAUGCCAUCCCGAUCUCACCUUCAGUAAGGAAACAAUCUUCGAUGAAAACCUGUACAGAAAGAAUAAAACAUCAGAUGAAAAAACGAGCAAUCUUGUCAGGAUAAUUUACCACAUUCUGAGAAACCACUCAGGCAAUGGUCUGAAGGCACUCGGGCUUGAAAUAGAUGAUGUUGCCAAUAUCAGCGCAUGUUAUCUUAAUGAUUGGCUUCACCUUGCUGUUAAGCCAGGGAUUGAAGAACUUGCCCUUUUGCUGCAUGAUGACUUGGAUUACAAUUUUCCAUGCUCAGUUUUACUUAAUGGGAGUGCAAACACAAUUCGGGAUCUUCGUCUCAGCAGCUGUGUCUUCCGUCCCAUGGCUGGAUUUAGUUGCCUAAGAAGCCUGACUAGUCUAGAAUUGUCUGAAGUGUAUAUUACAGGGGACGAGUUAGGGUGCCUUCUUUCGUGUUCUUUUGCUUUGGAGGAAUUGGUACUCACGUAUUGCAAAGAGAUAACUUGCCUCAAGAUACCUUGCGUGCUCCAGCGGCUCAGCCAGUUGGUGGUCACUGAUUGUGAAAAUCUGGAGGUUAUAAAGAGCAAAGCUCCUAAUCUCACCGUUUUUGAAUACACUGGUGGCGUAGUAGAAGUGUCAAUUGGAGAUGCGGUGCUAGACAUUAUGAUUUCAGCUUCUGGUUGGAACGUUGUUCAUUAUGCUCGCGCCAAGCUUCCACAGAUGGUCCCAAAUCUUGAAACUCUUGACAUAACCUCAUCUUUGGCGACAGACAUACCGUUUUCACCUGGCAAAUUCCUCCACCUCAAGCACUUGUGUAUUUCUUUCAUGGUAACACAACAGAGUGUAGAGCAUGAUUCAGUUUUAGGUGAUUCCUCACAUCUAAGGCAGAUGCCAGGACACUGCCAUGACAGCAUCAAGGAUGUGAAGAUCAUCGGUUUCUGCUCUGCGAAAAGCAUGGUUGAGCUAACAGUCCAUAUUCUUGAGAACGCGGUUUCACUAGAGCGCCUUACACUGGACACUGUCUGUUAUGAUCUUAGGUGUUCGGAUGGUGCUAGUAAAUGCUCAGUUGGGAAUAUGAAUAUGAUCAUGGAAGCCCAUAAAGCUCUCGUGGUUGUGAGAAGUUACAUCUUAGAGAAAGUUCCCUCUACAGUUGAGUUAAACGUUGUGGAGCCUUGCAGCCAGUGCCAUGCUGUUGAGAAUUAA
Molecule: messenger RNA, 1647 nt
Organism: Aegilops tauschii subsp. strangulata
Lineage: Eukaryota; Viridiplantae; Streptophyta; Magnoliopsida; Poales; Poaceae
Source: RefSeq, a predicted model, not a curated record